GACGCCAUAACUAGCCAACAAAAUCCGAGUUUCUCAAAAAAUCUCUUUCGGUUCCGCCGAUCCGUGCGCGAGAAGCCAUCUUCGUCCCUUCCCGUGUGGAUAGAAACAAUAGUUGGCGACAACCUCUCUCUCUCUCUCUCGGUAUUCCAAGAAAUCAACAGUCUGCUUCAACAUUUUCCAACUUGAACCAGGAAUUUAUGGUUUCCAGCAGGGCGACGGAAAUCGAGGAUUUGGAUUUGUGUUUGGGGGUUUUAUAUUGUUGGGAAACUGAAGUGGCAUUAGGGUAUCCGUGUUAUCAGACGAUUACUGUAAUUUGGCAAGAGUCGGGGAAAUUGGCUUUAGGUUCUGGUUUAGGGCUUUUAUGAUUCGGAAAAUUAAAGGGAGAUUUCGGUUUUUGUGGUAAUAGAGAAUUGUGCAGUGGAGUUUGGCUAUGAAGGGCCGGUCGCACCGUUAUCAGAGCACGGACCCUCCGGACGACUGGGUCGAUGAAUCUUGGACCGUGGACUGCCUGUGCGGUGUGAACUUCGACGAUGGCGAAGAGAUGGUCAACUGUGAUGAGUGCGGUGUGUGGGUGCACACGCGGUGCUCGCGGUACGUGAAGGGAGAUGAUAUAUUUGUGUGUGAUAAAUGUAAAGUAAAGAACAGUAUUAAUAGGAAUGAUAGUGAGGAGACCGAGGUUGCGCAGCUGUUAGUUGAGCUCCCUACCAAGACCGUGAGAAUGGAGAAGAGUGCACAUCCAUCCAAUGGGCCGCCCCCUCGGCGUCCUUUUAGGCUUUGGACAGAUAUACCAAUAGAGGAGAGGGUACAUGUUCAAGGGAUACCAGGUGGCGAGCCUGGUUUAUUUGGUGGGUUGUCGUCGGUGUUUACACCAGAGCUGUGGAAGUGCACUGGGUAUGUGCCCAAGAAGUUUAAUCUUCAGUAUAGGGAGUUCCCUUGUUGGGAUGAGAAGAAAGAGGGUGAUUCUAGAAUUGAAGAUGAGAAUGAGAACCCGAUUGAUAAGGGGGCUGGGGUUUUGUUCUCCUUGUCUAAGGAGAAAGUUUUGGCUGCCCCAAUGGCAGCUUUGGUCAGCAUGAGAGGCAGGAGUGAAGAAGAAGGCGGUGGAAAGGUGCCUUUGAAGGAGAUGAUAACGUGGGAGAGUGAAGAAUUAGAUGCUAGACGUGCACAAAAUGGUGUGAAGAAGGAGAGGAGCUUGCUUCGUCAUGCUGUUGUGCAAUCAGGUAAGCGGAAGAAAGAAGAUUGGGGUGCAUCCAAAGAUCGGAGUGGGAAGAAGAAGGCUAGAUCUAGUGAUAAAGAGGCAGAUGCAAGGAAGAGAGCUUCAUAUUCUUCUAAAACAGUGUUUACACCCACAAGUGAUGCAAAACAAGUGGAAUUUUAUGAAGACAGAGGUCUGAAGUUCAUAAAAAAUGACAUUAAGAACAAGAACCUGAAGGAUGCUAGUGUGCAGGAACUUCUACCAGAUGCUUAUCUUGCAGUAGAAAAUAAUGCACAAGAGCUCAAGAACAACGUAGCUGCUAUCAAGCACUCUUCAGAAGGCCUACCGUCAGUCUUGCCCAAGUGCGGCUUGGGAGUUGGUCUCAAUGAAGAAAGAGAUGGCCAUCAACUACUUACAGCAGUUGGGACCUCUUCAAACGCUGUUGAUGGUGUUGCAUCACCGUUGGAAAGCAAUGAUGCUGGUGGUAUUCCUGUAAAAGAAGAGGGAGGUAGUGAGGCAAAUGAUAACGUAGAAAACAGUGUAGAAGGUUCUGCUAGAAGUGUUGUGAAGUCUCCUAUUGAAGCUCUGGCUAGCACUGCGCCAAAAGUUAAGGACAAUCUGGUUCCUCAAGAUUUUAAUGGUGAUUUUCCACCGAGCUCGGAUGAACCAAAUGUUGAGGUGAAGAAUGAAGAAGAUGAUGCCAAUUCUAGGGGGCUCUUGAAAACUCGGUCUUCUCUUCCAGGUGAUGCAAAAGAGACAGGGAUAUCUUCUGACCAGAUGUCUGGAAAUUCUAAAUUGAAUGAUGUAGUGAUAAGCAGUUUGCAAUCCACUGACCAAAAACAAGAUGCUGAAAGAACUUCAGAAGCAGUCAGUUAUUAUCAUAUAGAUAAAUUUAAUGAAUCAUCUGGUGGUCCUUGUCAGCCUAAACGAGAAUUGGAAGGCUUAGAAGGUUCCUUGGCAGUUGAAAAGAUUUCUUCUGAAGCUAAACAUGCAUUGGGGUUUGCUGAAGAGCGUUCAAUAUCUGGUGGAACUAUCUCAAACACUCCAGCACUAACCAGCCAGCAUAAAAUGGUAGUAUGUGUUGCAAAAACUUCUUCCACUUCAUCCACCAUUGUGACUUCCAAAUCAUCCCCUGUUGAUGACACUAAACCUGCGGAUACUCAGAAUCUAAAUAUUGUCACCAUGCAACGAGUAACAUCUGACUGCAAUGUCGGCUGUAAGAAGGAUUGUGCUUCAAAUGAUGUGGUCAAGGAUGAAGAAAGGGAUGACUUGCCUAGGAACACAGUAAAGGAGCGUCCAAAAUAUUCUGAAAAUUCUUCUUCAAAAGCAUCACAUUCAAGCAGGAUUUCUCAUGAUCCUGUUGCAAAACGAAGUGUAUCAGAUUCUAAAGAUUAUGUCCAUAAUUCAUCUUCUAAGUCAUUAUCAGCCCAGAAUAUUGUGCCUACCCCCGAGUCUGGUGAAUCUGCCGGAUCACUGCCACCGCCAAAGUCUUUACAUUCACAAAAUAAGAUUCCGGCUUCAGGUUUACCACAGAGAACUGACAAGUCUAACCAGACAAAUUACCAACUGCCAUCUAAGAUGAAUCAGAGUCAUGGGCCUUCUGUGCAUCCUCCUUCAAAUUCUCCUGCAACCCUCAGCGAUGAAGAGCUUGCCUUACUUUUGCAUCAAGAGCUAAACAGUUCUCCUAGGGUACCUCGCGUGCCACGUAUGCGCAAUGCAGGUAGCUUACCUCAGUUGGCUUCUCCAAGUGCAACAAGCAUGUUAAUGAAACGUUCAUCUAAUUCUGGAGGAAAGGAUCAUGGUUUGGUUUCUAGAAGAAAAUACAAGGAUACAUCCAAAGAUGCAUUCCGCCGUUCUCAUGACCAUGAUGAUGAAGCUAAAAAGAUGGACAGACUGCCAUCUUCUCCUGAUCAGAGGAGACAAGACAUAAUGCAUAUGGUGGAUGCUUCCACCAAGAGGGAUGACAAUGGAUCCCCAACAUCCUUCCAUUCUGUCAAGAAGAAUAUUGCUCCUGCUUCUGCUACAACUACAAACAGUGACCCAUCUUCCUCCACUGAGGCUAAUGAACUGAAUUUGUCAUCUGCACGUGAUUCACCUAGGAAUACCUCUGAUGAUGAUACAGGGGCUGUUGGGGGUCCAGUGCAUCGCACUUUGCCAGGCUUGAUCAAUGAGAUUAUGAGCAAAGGCAGGCGCAUGACUUAUAAGGAACUCUGUAACGCCGUCCUGCCACAUUGGCAUAACUUGAGGAAGCAUAAUGGAGAGCGGUAUGCAUACUCAAGCCAUUCUCAAGCUGUUCUUGAUUGCUUGAGGAACCGCCAUGAAUGGGCUCGGUUGGUUGAUCGUGGUCCCAAGACAAAUUCAAGUCGGAAAAGGCGUAAAUCUGAUGCCGAUGACUCAGAGGAUAAUGAAUAUGGAAAAAGCAGAAUGGCGAAGGAGGUAGAAGGCAAGAGCCUUGAUACUCAGAGAGAGGAGUUUCCCAAGGGCAAGCGGAAAGCGCGAAAGCGCAGGCGAUUGGCUCUCCAAGGAAGGGGAAUAAAGGAUGUGAGAAAGACAAGGAAGGCUGAUUUGCUCUCUGAUGAUGAUGUUGGAUUUUCUGAUUCCAGUGAGGAGAGUAUAUUUAGUGAGGAUGAGAUUCCGGGAGGUGGUGCAUGUCCAGCUGGAAGUGAGGCCUCUGCUAGUUUAGAAGAGACAGGAACCAUUUAGUUGUAGAUUGUUGCUUAGCAAAGGAAUUCUGGAUUGUUGAACUUUUGGUUUAUGUUUUGUUUUCAAGGGUGAAGAGGCCACAACCAUGUUUAAUGGUGAGAAUAGCUUGUUGGCUAGAUUCCAGCAUCUUCCAUGUAUAUUUAUAGCAACACAGUUGGCUAUUCUGGGCCACCUCUGUCGUAUGGUCCCCAAAGGAUAAUUGAGGCCCAUGAAUGAGUUCAUGUCAGAUCAAUGCACUCAACCACUCUGCCGUUGUUCCCAGACUCUUGUUACCAGUCUUAUAGUGGGGUGGGUGCUUGGUGCCAAGUCUAAUGUGAAUUAUUGUUAUAUUUGUGUACAUAACUUGGUAAUUUUGUGAC
This is a messenger RNA of Juglans microcarpa x Juglans regia, 4254 nucleotides long. RefSeq names its product flocculation protein FLO11. The transcript is spliced from 9 exons. The record is from RefSeq and is a predicted model, not a curated record. NCBI's taxonomy places the organism in Eukaryota, Viridiplantae, Streptophyta, Magnoliopsida, Fagales, Juglandaceae. Bases 431 to 3895 code for a protein of 1154 amino acids.